GUCUCCCAUGUGUCAUGCCCCCAAGUUUAAUCCUCAAUUGAAGCAAAAGGAAAAAUGGGAAAAAAUGCAAAAGUAAAAAUGAAACCUUGGUUAACUGUUGAGAGCCCGUUCUAUUUCCUCUUCUUCACCGCAGCUGCUUCAGGAGCGUUCCAGGAAGUCUAUGGAAUGGGAGGUGACCCUGUGACGCUGCCAUGUUCUUAUCCUGAAUCUCGUAUACUCUCAUUCGUGUGCUGGGGCCGAGGCGAAUGCGCUUCUGAUACAUGUGGACAAACACUGGUCUGGACUGAUGGACGCCGAGUCAACUAUCGGACAAGCAACCGCUACCAGAUAAACUCGCAGCUUCUUCAAGGAAAUGCAUCCUUGACAAUCGAGGACGCCUAUGAGAGCGACAGCGGUCUCUACUGCUGUCGAGUGGAAAUGAAGGGAUGGGAUGGCGUGCAGACACUGACCACCUCACUGCAGGUUCAACCAGGAAGCAGUUCAGCCAGGACUAAAGGCCUUGCUAUUGGACUCUCCAUUUUCUUUCUGCUUCUGGUUCUUGUGAGCACAUUAGUUAUCACAAAUUACAUCCUUAUGAAAAAGAGGCCGGGAUCUCCAAGCUUGGUAGCAUUAUGUGUUUCUAAGAUCAGAACUUUACUAAAUAAAGAGGUUGCAUCACCAUGAGCACAAGACGACGUCUACAAUGUUGAAGACAGUCCUCAUAUCAAAGCUUGAGUUUUAGGAGAAGACCUCUACGGCAUAUCACCAGGCUGGACGCCCCUGAAGUGCCAAGACUAUUUCCUGUCAGUUCAUCUUGAAUUCCCACUUUGCAGCUGCAGUGAGUGGAUGGACCUCUAGCUGUCUCUUCUCACACUCACUGUUGAUAUGAUGCUGUCUCUCCACACUACAGAUCCUUCUUUCAAACACCAACACGUUAACAUUUUGGGUGUCCUUUAGGCUCCAAAUCUCCUUUAUCUGUGAAAGACAAUUAUUGGUAACUUCUAUCCUGGUUACUAAAACCAUCCAGCAAAGAGGAAUAGGACUUUAAAGGAAAACUAAAAUAAAACAAAUGUCGGGAGGGUGGGGUUUAAUUUGGAAGUACUUCGUGGUUGUGUCUUGUUUAUUAAAUUGGUGGAUGCCAUGCAGAAAGAGCUGCAGUGGGCAAGUGAGCUCCCUAGAGAUGGCUCCCUGUCCUGCUCAGCUCUAAUGGGAGCACUCUGGUGAGGCAUGGCCACAAAGACUUCGUCCCAGGAUUGCUUCCUGCUACUGAUGUGCUUUCUCAGAUUUGUCAUUGCCAUACUCCUCACUUAUGUGGCUUGGUGUGAGUGGAGACCAAGAGAUCUUCACUGUCUAUAGCCUGGUGUAGUUACUGCCUGAGUGAUAGCUCACCCUAUUGGGCAUAUUUCCUGCAGAUCAACAUGAAAAUGAACUUUCAUGAUUUAAUGCUGUUUAGAUGAAUUAAUGACUGUACAGAAUUCCUUGAUUCAAAUCAUUUUAGGAAGAAAAUUUAAGGAGAUAAUUUUAGCUGCUUUGCCAGGAAGAUGUAAUAAAGUUAGAAUCAAGAAUAGCAUGUGCCCCCUUCUCAUAGAAUAGUAAGUAAAUAUAUAUAUAAGGAAUACAAUGAGCUUUUAUAAAUUGCAAUAAGAAGAGAAAUAGGCUUGGAACAAAUUUGUGAUCAAGGAAAAACACUCAUUCUAGGUCAGAUCCAAGGAUGAGGCCCCAGGUGUGCACCAUGAUAAUGUGAGGCCAUGGGAAACUGUUGCUUUGAACUUACACUCAGCUUAUAGAAUGAAACACUGCUUUGAAUUUACUAUGGGCAUCCUUCUGUAAUUCCCUUUUUCUGUAACAUUUUAUCUGUGAGGUAAUUUUAUAAAGAACUUUUGUCUAAGAAGGUAUAAAGAGGCUGAGAGAAAAAAUAAAGUGUGGUUAUUGGGGCUCUGCUCCAUCCGCCAAAUGUGUA
This is a messenger RNA of Mus caroli (Ryukyu mouse), 1939 nucleotides long. Its product is annotated as hepatitis A virus cellular receptor 1 homolog. Gene Ontology annotation, molecular function: virus receptor activity; phosphatidylserine binding. The record is from RefSeq and is a predicted model, not a curated record. Gene Ontology annotation, cellular component: cell surface. Gene Ontology annotation, biological process: positive regulation of mast cell activation; phagocytosis, engulfment. NCBI's taxonomy places the organism in Eukaryota, Metazoa, Chordata, Mammalia, Rodentia, Muridae.